This is a messenger RNA of Canariomyces notabilis, 303 nucleotides long. RefSeq lists its product as uncharacterized. Gene Ontology annotation, cellular component: mitotic spindle; DASH complex. NCBI's taxonomy places the organism in Eukaryota, Fungi, Ascomycota, Sordariomycetes, Sordariales, Chaetomiaceae. Gene Ontology annotation, molecular function: microtubule plus-end binding. The record is from RefSeq and is a predicted model, not a curated record. Gene Ontology annotation, biological process: attachment of spindle microtubules to kinetochore. The transcript has a single exon. Bases 1 to 303 code for a protein of 100 amino acids.
AUGGACGUCCCGGCGCGGCCGCAAAGCAGCCUUCUCACCUCUCCGCCCGAACUCACAUCCCUCGAGCAGGAGGUGUUGGAGGAGUAUGAGCGCCUGGCCGAGAACAUGAAAAAGCUCGCCUCCCUCCUCGACAACCUGGCCAGCGCGCCGGCCACCGAGAUCCUCGACGGCCUGCGCGACCUGGAGCGCAAGACCAGCCUCGUCUUCACCUUGCUCAAGGCCAGCGUGUACAGCAUCGUGCUGCAGCAGGAGAUUGACUGGGGUGGGCAGCAGCAGCAGCAGCAUCAUCAGCAUGGGCCUUGA